This is a messenger RNA of Calliphora vicina (urban bluebottle blowfly), 5539 nucleotides long. RefSeq lists its product as uncharacterized. Bases 148 to 5397 code for a protein of 1749 amino acids. The transcript is spliced from 4 exons. Lineage: Eukaryota; Metazoa; Arthropoda; Insecta; Diptera; Calliphoridae. The record is from RefSeq and is a predicted model, not a curated record.
UGAAAAACUUUAAGGAAAAGAUAUUAAAAAAAUAUAAAAUUUGCAUUACAUUUAUUCAUUAAAAAAAUUAUAAAAGUACUGUUAUAUUUCAAAUACCAAACAUUUUAUACAAAAUUUAAAAGUUUUAGUAAAAUAAAAAAAUACAAAAUGAAUAAAAAAUUUGUACUACUUACGUCAAAUCAAACCCCUUCAAAAAAUCCCUAUGAGAUACGAACAUAUAUGGGAGAAUCACUAAGUUCGCCAGAACCGGAAUGGCAUACCGGCAAAUGUGUUUAUCAGCGUGAUUGUGAUGUUCCACAGAACUCGACUAUAGCUAAAGUUUUAACGCUACAAGAUGAAAUUCGUAAACUUCAUCAAAAAACUAAACAAAAUAUUUUCUUAAGACCAUUCUGUAAGCAAUGCAAAUACGAAGAUCACUUCACGACGUGUGUAGUACCGCAGAGAACAUCCGAACAAUUAAGACAGCACGCUGUAAUGUGUGAAAAUUGUCUUAAGGUAAAACUCGAAAUGAACGAACGUGCUAGCGACGUGGGCAAUUUAUAUUCCCAUCAUAAAAGUUUAAUUCGACUAAUAGAUCCGGAGGAACAGAACGAAGAUGAAGAAAUGGAUGACUCUGAAGGAGGCGAAGGCAUUAUACCCGAGCUAGCUAGCCCGGAGUGUAGCCGUGAAUAUAUUUAUGUGCCACAAAAAAAAUUGCUCGAACUAAAACGUCCCAAAAGUGGUUUAUACGUCAAUGAAACUGAACGACCACCAUUUUAUCCCAGUGAUCACAUCCCUUACAGUACUUACAAUCCGCGAGUGUUGCAGGAGCAAUUUGAUGCUCAAGGUCUAAAGAAAAUUGAUUUGAUUCCUACUAAGAAUAACGAAGAUUUGUGGACAUGGAAUGUCGGCUUACAAAAGACAGAAAGUGAAUUGGAUCGUAUUUUUAUUGAGGCAGCUGUGCCAAAAUUUGAAUGUAACAAUCUGGAAUUGGGUGUUUAUAGAAUACCUAAGGAUUUAGACAAAACCUUUUUUGCUGGUAUAGCAUUUGGCACGAAAGCUGUACAGCCGCAUCCGAUACCGAGAAAGAAGCCCCACUAUCAGAGGCCCCUUGAAAUGGCCUGUCUGUAUAUUGCCUUCAUUGAGGGCUUCCGUUUAAAUGCUGAAUUUUGGGCGGCCGUAACUAUGGAUAAUAUCUUAAAAAUGGCUGAAAAGCUUGUUGAGAAGAGUGUUAAAUUGAAUUACAAAUCGCCAGACAAUGACUACGAUAUAAUUCCCCAAAUCAAUGAACGACAAGCUGAACUUAAUAUAAAAGCACAUUUUGCGGGCCCUCUGAAAAGUGAACCUAAUAUCUACAAAGCCCUGAGUAUAUAUUUCUCCAAAUAUAACGCCUGUAUUUUGUGUUCGAACAAAUUGUAUUUAUUGAUAUGGAAGAGAUGUAAGAAUUUAUUUUAUGUCUACGAUCCUAAUGGUAGAACUGAGAAUGCAACUCGGGAUUUUGAGAACGGCAAGUGUGCUUUAAUGUCCAUAAACUUUGUCGAGCAUUUAGUACAUUUCAUAGUGAAUAUAAGCGAUACAAAUUUGGAGGAUGAAUUUAGACUCUAUGAGAUUUUCCUAACUAGCUAUGGCAAAAUUCUUGAUCCUCUACCCACGAAACCAUUUCCUAAAACUAUUCAUAAACAAUGGGCUGUGGUAAAUGAGUCAUACGCUGUUAUACCGGGCUGCAAUAAUGGUUUGUGGCAGCCCACUACAUCGGCCCUAGAUAAUCCCUCCAUGCUGAUAUCGGUAAUGGCCAUACUUUAUGCCCACAUUGAACGUGGUAACAGCUGGAAACCAGAUCAAGUAGACGAACUUAUACGACUGGGUACCGCCUACUACAAAAGUCUAAGGAGAAAAUUAAAACUGAAGGAUGCCCAGCACGUUACCAUAGUUGAUUUGCCAGAUAAAUACGUCUUGGGAACGUUUAAGGCAUCUCUGAAAAAGUCCCCAUUUAUGAACACUGGAACCGUGACAGAUUUAUGCAAGAAAUUUAUGGAUUCCGUCUUGACUAGUGCUCUGCAGGAAUUAUUCGAUAAAAAGUGGGAAGCGGCUCUACUUCAAAUCGAUAAUUCUGUUUUGGGUCUAUGGCGUGAUAGUGAAUUGUUUUAUGUCUACGAUCCCUUUAGGAGAGGUAAGGCUGGUCAGGUGUUAGAUCCAGAUGACUAUAGAAUCCAGGGUGCUGCUAUACUACAAAUACAUGCCAAUAUUGAGUCCGUUCUAAGGAUAAUGCAUGAAAAGUCCCUCAAAUUGCGAAGAGGAGGUAAAUUUUUCAUACACGCCAUCAGUGUAGGUUGCAUUAAACCCAUUAUGGAUGGUAAGCAAAGGAAGCAGAGAUAUCCAAAGUUAAAGCUAACUCCAGAAACAUAUGUGCAACCAACUGAAAAGCUGCCGGAAGAGGGACAAGGCGAUAUAUCAGAAGAAGGUGCUCAAAUUAAAAAAGACAAUAAGAAGAACAAAAAAGAUAAAAAAUCUAAAGACAAGAAAAAUAAGGUGGACAAAGUGUGUAGUAUUGAAACUUUGGAUGAAAAGCAACGAAUUAUAGUUUUUGAAAAUUCCGAAAUAGUAGAACCCAUGAUAGAUGAAAUAAUAUGCGAUAUUAUUGAUAAAUUUCCUGAAAGCAUAAUAGGUCGUCCCAAGUUAUACAAAUCUGCGGGUCGUGUUCUAUUACGCUCUGAUAAAGAAUACUUAGAAAAUCUAAAGUAUUUGGUUAAACAUGAAGAGGAUUACGAUAAUAUGGAAAUGUCCUUCAAAACUGAGCCAGAAACCAAUACACCCGUUAUAUCAUUGAAAGAAGAACUACAAAUGCCCAGUAAUUUCCAAUCUUUACCAGAUGGCACCUGGAUUAUUUUCGGUUCUCAACUGGUGCCUCAACUCGAUGAGGCACAACUUAAACUUAAGGCUCUUCUAUCCAGCAUCGUAAGUGUCGUUCUUACGGCGAAAUAUAAAAUAUCAACUUGGUCUACCAAAUUAAUUGACUACGCUAUGGAUGCAGUCGAUAACUUUAGUGAGGACUUUCCAACAUAUCAAUAUGCUUUGGGAGCUUUGUUACAUAGGAGCGUACCUAAGAUAUUGCUGGGUGAUAGAACCUAUGAAGUAAAGGUGCAAAAAAUCUUAAGAUCGGAUAUACAAAAAACCUUGAGAGAGGCGUUGAUAGAGACCUUAAUAGAUUUUAAUCGUUUAUUGGUAAUUUGUCAAAGAUUCUGUUGUCUGAUAGUCAAAAGAUACAAUUUCCUCUAUAUGCAUUGCGGCUUUCCCGUAAAUACCGUGGGUUACAGAAAGUUCAACACGGGACCUGGCUGUCUGAUUCGCUUCGUUGAGCUGGAUCCUCUAAUUAGACGCAUUGAAUUCGGUUGCAAUCCUCAGGGUUGUGACAUCUCGAAUUAUGUUGUCGUUCCACUAAAGGUGUAUGAUAUAACUCCAGAAUCUAUGGGCCGUUAUAGAACAUUGCCCCAGAAUAUAGAGCAACAAAUGUAUAAUGUGGCAUUAGAUGAGAAAUCUCGGUUUGAAGAAAGCAAAAAGUCCAAAAUGCGUUUCCUUAAUGAGGCAUUGGCCAAAGAAGAUCGUCGUAUAAAAGAGUUCAUGUCAGAGCGAGCAACAAGAAACAGAAAUAAAGCACCAAAAACCAAUAGUUUAGAAGGAACUUCUGUAGGCAAAUUUAGGAGUGAGGACAACAUCGACUACGAAGAUGAAGAAUUCCUCGACGAAGAAGAAGCUGUUGAAGAAUGCACAGUUGAAGUCAAACAUGAGUUUGGUACAGAGUUAGGCACAGCUGGAGAUGAAGAGUAUCUAAAACCACAACCCAUACUCUAUGGUUACAGGAUGAGCGAGAAGGAUUUAUUGUAUAAAAUACAAGGUAGCAAAGCCUUAGAGGGACGGACGAAUUGUAUUUAUGAUGCAAUUAAACCCUGCUUGUUUGCCAGUGCCUUGGCCAUUUUGUAUGCCAUACUAAAACCGCUUAAUGAAUGGACUUCUCAUCGCAUUGACCAGGUUAUUGAUUCAACUUUAGUACUAAGUGAUACAAUAAAAGAUAUGUCCAAUGCCCAAGAAAGAAUUAUCAAAAAUGUAUCCGUGGAUGACUAUAUUUUUGAUAUUUGGUUAAGAGUUAAUGAACCUCUUGGUUUAAUCGGUAAUCUUGAAAAUCAACUGGAACUAGUUUUGUCUCAGAACAAAUAUUUAAUUUUGCAGACUGCAAACUGUUCUUAUACAUUAGGAAAAGAUGAGUAUUAUCAUUUAUUUGAUUCUUAUCAAAGCAUGGAACUAAUGGACAGUUGGGAAGAAGAGGAUAUAUGUGAAGAAGAGGAUAUACAUGAACAGAAACGGCAACAUAAAUAUCCGAAAUCAAUAAAGCGUUAUGGAGAACGAAAUACCGCUUCUUGGAUACUGUUUGCCGACAUAAAGUCUAUGAUAAAGUAUAUGAACCAAAGAGCUUGCAAUCAAACAUGGAAAGAAGACCGGGUAUAUAAAUUUAUGAUCAUGGAAAUAGUAUCCUUUAAAAAGGCCGCACAAAGCACAUUUGUCCUUCAAUUACUCACAGGCAUGCAAUCUUGUAAUGUGCAAGUUGAACAGGAGACAUCCAUAUGUGCCCAUAACGAGUCCAUUGCUUGGCUAGAGCACUGUCUUCCCAUUUGGAGUAGGCUGAAUAGAAAAAAUGCAGCUGGACGAUAUCGCGGUAUGGUCGUUACGAAAUUGAAAAAUUAUGACAUCGAAAUUGAUCAACGUCUAUGGUCCUUAUGGGGAAAUUUACAUCCGCAGGCUCCAGUUUUCGGAAUGUCUACAAGAGGCAAACAACAUCUGGCUUGCUGUGUCAUGUCCUUAUGUGCCGCCAGUCUUUACAGGCUGGUCGAUUGGAGUCCACAACUUUUAGACUCGAUAAUUGUCAAUGGAGAUCGUUAUAUGCAACAGAGCAUGCAGAGUAUUAAAUGCGAAGAUUAUCAAUUCGCCUUGGAAAAUCUCGAAGUUGAAUGCCAGCUGGACAAUGUGGAAUUUUACAUUCAUAUUGAAAUGGUGGCCUAUGGCAAGCUAUACAGUAGUCCCAAUUACAACUGCAUGAAUUUGGCCGAAGCUAUUAUGUAUUUCUUUAACUAUUUCCAAUUUGGCAUACUGCAGUCUUUUAAAAAAUGCUUAGCUAUUGGUUUUAUGCCCGGUCGUGAUGGUGGUUACUUCAUGUUCGAUUGUCAAAGUCAGGAUCAUCCACUCUUUCCUAAGGGUCAAGGUGCCUCGUACAUAUUACGCACUAAAUAUCUGCAAAUUCUUUUGUAUUGCAUCGUGAUUACUCUCAACAUUCCCUACUAUAAUGUCCAAUUCACUUUGCACAAAGUGAACUUGUUGGCCAAGAAUCAGCAGGGCUACAAAGAGAAACAAGCUGUUGAGAAUCCUUGAAAAAUACUAUUGUUAUAAGUUUUAAAAGUAAUCAUUAGAACCAAUUCUAAAAUUGUAUGUGUGUCGGUAUUUUUGGAACAAAUUAGUUGUAAAUUUGUAUUGUAUUGUUCAAAGGUUUUUACAAAUAAAUUCAAAUAAAUAU